Cheilinus undulatus (humphead wrasse) is the source of this 2444-nucleotide messenger RNA. It is a transcript of the gene mlycd, whose product is annotated as malonyl-CoA decarboxylase. The coding region runs from base 67 to 1581 and encodes 504 amino acids. Gene Ontology annotation, molecular function: malonyl-CoA decarboxylase activity. Gene Ontology annotation, cellular component: peroxisomal matrix; mitochondrial matrix. Lineage: Eukaryota; Metazoa; Chordata; Actinopteri; Labriformes; Labridae. The record is from RefSeq and is a predicted model, not a curated record. The transcript is spliced from 5 exons. Gene Ontology annotation, biological process: acetyl-CoA biosynthetic process; fatty acid biosynthetic process; malonyl-CoA catabolic process.
GAAGUUGUUCCUUUCCGUGUUUACUGGUCACGGGUCCCAAACAGACAGCUGAGCUCCCUCCUGGCGAUGAUAUCCCACCCUGUAAUUUGGGCUUUUCGCAGCAGUGUGCGGUGCUGGCGACACCGAGCUCUCCGAAAAGCGACUUCGUGGGCCUUGGACGUCAGCGGUUGGCGCUGGUACUCGACCACAGUUCGUGGCGGUGUCACGGGCAUGGAGGAGAUCCUAGCGAGGGUCGUUGCACCUUUACCCACAUACGAGACCAGAGACAAGUCCCCUCCACCUCCUGAAUCGAACAGUUUGGAGUUCAUGCACUUCUACAGCAGCCUGAACAAAGAAGGGAAGCUCAGCGUGUUGACGAAGCUGUCUCAGGACUUUGGCGUGGACCACAAAGGGGUCUCAGAGCUCGCCCUGAAGCUUCUGGACACUCAGCUACGAGACUUAGCGACCAUUUUACAAGUCGAAGACAGGCUACGGUACAGCCUGACCCCUCGCUACAAACAAUUGCUCAAUCAUAUCAGCAGGGUCGAAGGUGGAGUGAAGUUUCUGGUGGAUCUCCGGGCCGAUAUUCUUGAAAUACUCACCUCCAAAGCUAGCGAGAGCCCACACAUCAGGGACCUUAAUGGCACGCUGAAGAGUUUGCUGUCUGAGUGGUUUUCUGUCGGUCUGCUUCGCCUGGAGAGAAUCACCUGGCAGUCCCCCUGUGAGAUCCUGCAGAAGAUCAGUCAAUAUGAAGCAGUGCAUCCUGUAAGGAACUGGACCGACCUGAAGCGCAGAGUGGGUCCAUACCGCCGUUGUUAUGCCUUCACCCAUGCCGCCAUGCCAGGAGAGCCGCUGGUUGUUCUUCAUGUAGCGCUCACUGAAGACAUCUCUGAUAACAUUCAGAGUAUCGUCCGUGAGUUUGCCACACUUGACUCUGAAGAAGAUGUGAACAAGAUAAAUGCAGCAAUUUUCUACUCCAUCUCCUCCACCCAGGCUGGCCUACAAGGGGUGGAGCUGGGAAACUACCUCAUCAAGAGGGUGGUACGGGAACUACAGAGCGAGUUCCCCCAAAUGAGCCAGUUCUCCAGCCUGUCUCCAAUCCCGGGCUUCUCCUCCUGGCUCCAGGGUCUGCUGAGUCAGUACAAGAAGGAGAGCCGGGGCUCCGACCUCCUCUCCGAGCACGAGUGGAAGGAGGUGGAACAAGCCACCGACUCGGCCCCUGGAACCCCGGCCAUUGAGGCUCUCCGUAAGCUGAUCGGCACCAGCGAGUGGAUGCACUCUGAGCGCCUGUCCCGUGUCUUGGAGCCCGCCCUGAUGCGCCUCUGUGCCUGGUACCUGUACGGAGAGAAGAGGCGGGGCUAUGCUCUCAACCCUGUUGCCAACUUCCACCUGCAGAACGGUGCCACCAUGUGGAGACUCAACUGGCACGCUGAUACAAGCCCAAGGGGGGUGGCAAACUCCUGCGGCAUCAUGGUGAACUAUCGCUACUUCCUGAAGGAGACCUCUAAAAACAGCGCCCUCUACCUGCAGAACAAAGUCAUCACAGCUUCAGAGCAGGUGCUGGGACUGGUGAGCCAGUUUCAGAAGAACAGCAAGCUGUGACACAGGGAGCCACUCCUGAACCCACCUUUGCUCCUUUUUUAAUCGCACUUAAUUUUGUUUAAUUUAUUCUAAUGUACUGAAAAUGUUUGCUAACAUUGACAGAGCAGCUAAGAACGCUGAAUGGACAUCAGAUGAUACUGUAUUUUAAUUGAAACAAGAACAUUUCUCACACCCUCUCCUCCCUCCUCCUGUAUGCAGCGCAUCGGUUAGACUAUCUGCGUCGUUAGGUUUCUGGUUGAAGCAGUUUGAUAAUGUGUAAGUGCUUUGCAGGCUGAGAGACUGCAGCUAAUGAAGCACGAGGCAUCUAUCAAUGCUUUGCCAUGUUCCUGGAUAACAGUGUGUGUAAUGGUGAAGCAGAAGCAAUAAGGGAGCACAGCUACUGGAAUAAAUGAUGCUGCCAUUCUUUCAUUUGGCUGAACAGACUCACUGCAAACAUGUCGGACAAAGGAGGGGAUUGGUUUUGUCUUGUUGGUUUGAUAAACACCUGCUGUUAAAUUGUUUAUUUCCUCUAAAGCUCAAUACACAAAGGCAUGAAAUCACUGACUGGAAAUAUUAUUUCAUCUCGGAUAACGGGAUGCUCCGACCACAUUUUCUCCUGCCAGUUUUGUCUAUCAUUUAUGAGUGAGAUCAGCCUAUACACAUACUGAUCACAUUUAGUGUUUUUAUAGCAGCUGCUUUAGCUGUUAGUCCAUCUACUUAGCCUUGUAGUGUACUUGGACCUCCAACAGGUGGCAGUGUAACCUGAUAAAAGAAGCACAAAAGUCAUCCUUAUUCAGUUAGCAGCAUGGUUUUACUUUCUUUAUUCAACAGAGCAGAACAAUAUUCUCCCAAGAAGCAAACUUAUUAUCCUACAUUAAAGAGAA